Molecule: messenger RNA, 2694 nt
Organism: Morchella sextelata
Lineage: Eukaryota; Fungi; Ascomycota; Pezizomycetes; Pezizales; Morchellaceae
Exons: 1
Coding region: 1-2694 (897 amino acids)
Molecular function (GO): protein binding
Source: RefSeq, a predicted model, not a curated record
AUGACCGAACCCGACCUCACCGCCCAAGAGUGGGCACUAAUAUCCGGCGACGCCCUUCCCGCCACCGACUCCCCCACGCCGCUCUCUCUCGUCUCCGCCGGCGACUUCAACGCAGUCUUCACCCUCCCGGAAACGCAGUCCCUCUUCAGCGCCGGCGACGCCGAAUACCUCAAACGCACACUCGACUACACAGGCUACCUGCAGCAAUGCCUCGCCGCGCGCCCUGACACACCCCCACAUACACUCCUUGCGAUCGGUACCGCGGCCCUCUGGUCGUUCAUCCAGGCCAACGUCACUGGACCGCCUCUUCCGUUCACCCCCGCAGCCCUCCUCCUUCCCGACACCGAUGCUGAGUUUGCAACGCGGCUGGAGAAGGCCGUGGUGACAGCGCUGACCGUCGACGGCGAAACAGCGUACCAUCUCAUGCCUUGCGCGCUGCUCCUGGCGCUGUCCAAGACACUGCUAAACGCAGAGGCGACGAGCAAAGGUGUAGUGACCGCGGGCUGGUGGCGCAUGCGCGUCAACUUCUGGCACCAGCGGGUACUCUCUGAGGCGACAGCAGGACUACACGAUGUCAUCUACGAGGACGCAAAGGCUGUUUCUGCGCUGGCCGAGACGCAGAGCGGCGGGGUGCAGGCGAGGUUUCUGGUCGAGAGGGCGCUGGUCGAUACGUAUUUUGGGCACGACACGAAGGCGCUGCGGGGGCUUGAGGAGGCUGCGGAGCGGACAGGGCUGGUGUAUGCGCUCACUGGUGUGAUGGGGAAGAGGACGAAGUUCCAGCAGACGGAUACCAGUCAGUUGGUGGUGCUGGCGAGGAGUAAGGAGGAGGGCAGCGGCGAGGAGAAGAAGACGGAGGAGAGUGCGCCGAAGGCGUUGAAGUUGGAUGAUGAUACGUUGUUGGAGUCUAUUGCGUUCACGCCUAAGAGUACCGCAGUGGUGGAGGAUGCGCAAGGACUGCCGAAGGAGCUGCAGGAGCUGGAUCCGAACGAUCAGCCAAAGCUACAGCCUCUUGAUGCGGCGAUCCUGCUACUUGUAGCGGAGACCAUCAAGAACACCAACCCCGCCGAGGGACUGACGAGAGAAGAGAUGAUGCCCUACGCCGAGCGCGUCCUCAAGCAUUCCACCAACUGGGAGGUCUACACGCUCGGCCUCCUCGUGCGUUCCAAAAUGGAAGGCUACCGCUCCCGCACCGUCGAGCGCGGUCUCCUCCAACUGCAGGCCGUCGUCGACCAGGUCAUCGCAGACACCACGCAAUCCACCGACUCAAGCACCUCCACAAACACCACCACCACCUUCCUCCCGCGCGCAAAAGAAGAUGAGGCCGCCCCUAUCCACGACCGCCUCCUCUACAUCCACCAGCUCACAGUCCCCACCCGCUGGGACCUCGAGGCCGAGCUCGCCUCCCGCUGGAUCUCAAUGGGCGGUCUCCGCACCGCCCUCGAGAUCUAUGAGCGCCUGCAAAUGUGGCCCGAAGUAGCCCUCUGCUGGGCCGCCACUGAGAAGGAGGAGAAGGCCCGAAAGGUCAUCCACGCACAACUCUUCCACCCAGACACCACCGACGAGAUCUCCCCGCCCCCUGCAAACGCUCCACGGCUAUGGUGCAUUCUCGGCGACAUCGACAGCGACCCAGCCCACUACGAGCGCGCAUGGGACAUAUCUGGCGGCCGCUACGCCCGCGCGAAGCGCUCCCUCGCACGUCACUACUUCUCGGCAAAGGAGUACAAAAAGUCCGCCGACGCCUAUGCAGCAUCACUGCACGUAAACCCGCUCAACCACGCGUCGUGGUUCGCGUUGGGCUGCUGCCACCUCGAGCUCGAAGACUGGGAUGCCGCCGUCGAGGCCUUCACACGAACUGUCUCCAUCGACGAGACCGACGCCGAGGCAUGGUCAAACCUCGCCAGCGCGCUCCUCCACCGCACCACGCAGCUCCCCGCACAGCCGGAAUGGCACGCUGGUGACGGCGACGACGAAAACGAAACACAAAAGCAGGACCAGACCGACUUUGAGCUCGUCCAGAAGGAGAAUAAUAAGCGCAAUGCGCUCGCGGCACUGAAGCGCGCGAGUACCAGUAAGUACGACAGCUGGCGCAUCUGGGAGAACCUCCUCAUCAUCGCUGCAUCUGUUGUUCCGCCGUCGUGGACGGACGUGGUGGUGGCGAUGCGCAGGAUCAUUGAUCUGCGAAAAGACACCGCCGGCGAGAGCUGCGUGGAUGUGGAUGUGCUUGAGAUGCUGGUGCGGCAUGUUGUGACGUCGGAGCUGGACGCUAGCAAGCCGGGGCUCGCGAAGAUGGUGGUGGAGCUUGUCGAAAAGGAGGUCACGCCGCUGAUUACGCACCAGGAGCGGCUAUGGCGCAUCGUGGGGAAGGUGGCACUGUGGAGGGGGCGGCCGAGGGAUGCGUUGGAGGCCGAGGAGAAGGCAUGGAGGGCGGUUCAGGCACGGCCGGGGGUGACGGAUUCGACGGAGAAGGCCUGGGAUGGCUUGGUAGAUGCCACGGUGGAGUUAGUGGGCGCGUAUGAGAGUUUGGGAGGGAUGGAGAGGACGGAGGGGCUAGGCGCGGGGGAGCCGGUGGCGAAGGAUUGGAGGUUUAAGGCGAGGAGUGCGGUGAGGGGGGUGAUGGGGAGGGGCAAGGAGUCAUGGGAGGACAGUGCGGGGUGGGAGAGACUCAAGGAGGCGUUGGAGGGGCUGAAAAGCUAG